AAGAGCAGGACAGGAAGAGAGAAUGGAUGCCGAGAGUGGGGGUUCUGUCCCCAAAGACACUGGAGGACAAACAAAUGAUGCACUCGUUGACCUUCAGGGUCUGGACUUUGAAUUUGUCGCAUCAACAGAGAAUGAAAACAUCUGGUGUGAUCAAUGCAAGGUCCUCAAGCAGGAACUCCAAAAACUGCAGCAGGAGCACUCCCUGAAUUAUAGCACAUUAAAAAAGAAGGUGAUUUCUACUGACUUGUUGAUCAAGAAAUAUAAGGCCAAAUGUGAAGAUCAUGAUACACAAAGCAAAACAAUGGAAGACCUGACAAAGAAAUUGGAACAAGUUCAGAGAGAGUCCAGUACACUGAAUGUACAGCUGAGUAGUUCACUGCAGCAAAUUGAGCCACUGAAAAAGGCCAAGCAUGCCCUUGAGAUUGAAGUGAAACAGAAAAUGAUGGAGAUUCAAACUCUGCAAGAUAAACUGACAGCAUCCAUGGCUGUGAGGAAACAGUAUGAGUCUCUGGCCAAGUCAACAAGCAGUGAAAAAGAUAGGACAGAGGAGGAGAGAAAGAACAACUAUAAACGCCUAAAGGAACUUCAGGCCAGCUUCAAUAAACAAGAGCAGCUGGUAUCUAAACUGAAAGAUAAGAACAAAGCAUUAAAGGAAGAACAUGCUGAGACAGUUAAAAAACAGAGGAAACUACAUCAAAGACUAAAGGUGUCCCUGGAGAGGUUUGACAAGUACUGGUCAAUUCUGAAGGAGCAUGAUUUGAUACCCAAGGGAGAGAAGCGACUGAAAACGGCCACAUACCUGGAUUCUGAUGAAUCCGAUGUUGAAGAUAUAGAAGAAAAGUAUUAAAUUGUAGAUGAUGUAUCACCUCCAUUUGUGAGCUGUCAUGCCAUGCUGGAAAACGAUGGAACUGAAAAGGAAGGCAAGGACAGUGACGAGGAAUCUCUGCUGUGGACAUUCAGUCCUAUUGUCCACGUCCUGUCUCCUCUACCACCAUCUCCAGCCCCACCCAGACAGUGUGACUCCCCGGUUGAUGGAGCAUCCCAGAGUGAUGAUGAUCAGCUAGCCCAACAACUGGAGGAUGAACUCUUACUACAUCACAGGAAAAAUUUUCAAAAACCUACACUAAAAAAUAAAAUUAAAGCCAAGAAAGAUAUCGGCAUUACGAAAUCUGUUGAAGGGAAGCUACUCCGUCGACAAUCAGCCACAACUAUUGAAAGUGAAUCACAUUUAUCUGAGGAAGAACAAGUGGAUGAAUCUCUGGUUCCAGAGUCUAAAAAACUUCAAGGUUUGAAAGAUAAUUCAAACUGUAGUCUCAGCAAGGAAGAUGAUUUGGUUCGCACAUCAGACACUGCCAUUCAUACUUCACCAGAGGAAGAGGAGAUCAUUAGUCCACGGAGACGAAGAGUUUCUAGUCAGAUUGUAUCAGAUGGUGAUAGUGACAUAAGUGACUGUCUCACCAAAACAGAUUCUUGUCAGAAAACAUCACAGGAUACGCUGCAUACUGAAUCCUCAGCUAACAGAAACCUUAAUAGAGUUCAGGAACAAAGCAAAAUACGUUCAAAAGCUGGGGUAAGAUAUUCCCUUCGGAGGUCACCCCGUUGUGAAGACAUGGUGCCCUUGGGUAAACGACUGACAAGGUCAAUGAGCUCACCCAUAAAGGGUAGCCCCAAGGGAAGUAACACAGAAAGGAGACAGAGUUCAAGACUUUCAUUAUGCAGUGAAGUAGAAUAUUCUAAAACCAAGGAAAAUUCAACAAAAUUGUAUGUUGCACAUCCUAAUCCAAAUACUCAAAAAGGACCCAGUAAAACAAAAUUAGAUUUAGAAAAGUUAAAAAGGGAUUAUAAAGCCAUGCAGUAUUCGCACAAAAUACAAAAUACUGUUGAAGAUGAUGUAAAUUCCCAUUUAUUUACACGCUCAAAAUCUAAAACCCUUUUGCCAACAUCUGGCACCAAGGGAAGGAAAAAUUUGCCCUCUGUCGAUUCUUUUGACACAGAAACUAAACCCCCUUUGAAUAUCCCCUUAAUUGAAAAUCGUAAACAAAAUGAGACUAUUUUAGAUAUAUCCAAUAGUGAUGUUAACAGAGAAAGAAAAGAUGAUUCAGAAUUGGCUGGGCAACAAAAUCAUAAGGAGAGACAAAUGGAGGACAUUAAUCAACAUAAUAGUGAGUUGAAAGGAACUGACAGUCAAAAUAGUGAGUUGAAAGGAACUGGCAGUCAAAAUAGUGAGUUGAAAGGAACUGACAGUCAAAAUAGUGAGUUGAAAGGAACUGACAGUCAAAAUAGUGAGUUGAAAGGAAAUGGCAGUCAAAAUAGCGAGUUGAAAGGAACUGACAGUCAAAAUAGUGAAUUGAAUGGAACUGACAGUCAAAAUAGUGAGUUGAAAGGAACUGGCAGUCAAAAUAGUGAAUUGAAUGGAACUGGCAGUCAAAAUAGUGAGUUGAAAGGAACUGACAGUCAAAAUAGUGAUCUUGUAAAAUGUGAUAAAACAGAUGUAGAAACAGAACAGAAAACAGAUAAGACUGUCACUAAAGAACCUAAUGAUAAAGUGUUAAGUAGAGAAACAGAAUCUUUGAAAGGAAAAGCACUCCAGUGUACAGAACAAAAUUCAAGCCUGUUAGGCAUACCUAGUGCUGAUGGGGAAGAGGAUUAUGAGGAACUUGAUGAAUCACGAAGGAAUACCAUGUCCCGUCAAUCAAGUACAGGUUUUAUCCUUAAAACCUCACCCUCAACAGACAGUGUGACAGAUCAAAGUCUCACUCCUCAGUCUCCUGGUCCCAUGUCACCAGAGAGCUUGACGCUCGCAGAACAGACAUCAAACAAACAUUCAUCAAAGUUUGCUACGUCUUCCCUCUCAAAACUUUCAGAAGGUGCUGAAAAUGGUGAUUUAAGGUGCAAUACAGAAAUAUUAGAAAAAGAAAAAGUGCAAACUUUGAAUCUGGCUAAGCAAACAAACAGAGUGAUGUCUAAAUGUGUGGAAAAAAGGUGUGAAAAUGUAGAAAAUGAUUCCUUAGUUAAAGAUAGUUAUAUAACUAAGGAAGAUAGUGUUGAAUCUUGUGAUCAUUUGUUGGCAGAUGAUUAUCUCAGCCAGCCUUCAACAUCUACAGACGCAUCAUCUGUUUAUAUUCCAUUCUCAACUCAACUCCAUUCUAGUCAAAGCAUACAACAUAAUGUUACAUCCAGUAGAGUUAUUUCCCCUGAGAUAUCAGAAGAUGGCAGCACCAUGUCAGGAUGUGUUCAGAUGGGUCAUAGGUCAUCAUCAUUAGCAGCAGCGUCCCCUGUCUCUCCUCUACCUCCUUCUCCUAUAGACUUUAUCAUUCCUCUUGCCCUGUCUCCCCUUCCUCCCUCUCCAAUUCCUGAGCAGGAUCCUCUGUCCCCACUUCCAGGAUCCCCAUGGCAAUCUGAUUCCAUUUCCCUUAUUUCUAGUCUUACACAUAUGCCUUCCUCUGAUAAUAGUAGUGAUAACACACCUGUAGUUACACCUGUGCCAAGCUUGCUCAUGAACAAGUCAGAAUUGACGCUUCCUGCUACAAGUGAUCCUGAAUCUCAGCCUACUGCAACGUGUAAUCCUGUUAAGGAGAAGGCGGGUCAAGCUUUGUGUAGUUUUCAUGCAGAAGCCCCUUCAGGUGCUAUUUAUGUGAAGCCUAAAACAGUUUCAAACAAACGUAGCAAUGAUCGGAAUGAUCUACAACAUUCCAAACGCAAAGUUUCUAGGACAGAAGUGGACCAGACAACUGCAAAACCCAGAGGUGAAAAAAUGGCAGCAACAAAGAGAAAGAGUAUUGACAAGUUACCAUGUACAGUAUCACAGGAAAAAAAGUUGUGCAUUUCUGCAAGGGCAGAUGGUCCUCUAACUGAAAAACAGCAGUCACAAAGCUCCAAGAGAUCACAGGAGACACAAAGCUCCAAGAGAUCACAGGAGACACAAAAGAUUAAUGCUCUGGUGUUGAAUGUGAUACAGAUGUUGAUGGAACAAUACCUGGAUUCAUCAGAGGUAUCCACAUCAAAGACAGCAGACUCUCUCCUAGCUACAGAUAAAGAUGUGGCUGUCGUUAUAUCUACCUGGAUCCACUGGCUUGUACAGCACCUGCUGUGUUCCAAUGUAGAAAGUUUGACUCUACUAAAGCCGGUCUAUGAAGGUGGACAGAAUAGUAACUCUGACCAGUGUCCAUUUCUAGCAGACCAGGAGGUCAAGUUGCUGCAGUUAUACUCAGAAUUACAGCAGAGAAAUUUAUUGGAUGAUUUGAAACAGAAACUUUUGGAUUCGUUAUGGUCUUCCCUAAGUCUGUCGAACCUCUUACCGGUAAUGGCUGCUUCAGCCCUGAGUCGGAUGUACACAGGCGUUUGUAGAUUAGAUGGUGAUGUGGAGAGUGUUAGGGUGAUGGUAUUCCAGUUACUUAGGUCCACCCGUCUCCCCUUCCAUAGUUUGGGUGUUGCCAUUGCAGGGGUGUGGCCCUUGGUUCUAUACAAAACCAAAAAAGAUGAAUACUCAAUGUUAGCAGUUAUAGAACAAAAAGUGACCCGGACACUCAACACAGGCAAACAGGAAGAUGAAAAGGUGCUGGAGUGUUACUACCGUCUCUGUAACUGGUGUCGUGUCUCCUUAGACAGUCAUGCGUUGUCCAAGCAGCUCCAUUCAGCUAUGGCAUUGGAAACUAGAGAGACAAAACCUUGUCAAGAUAAGAUAUUCUCACUGAUGCGCAGUCUUGAACUGCUGUUUAUGUUGGAACCCAUAGAGUUUUACCUAAUCCAUAGUGGCUUAAACUCAGUCUGCCAGAAAUGUACAAACCCCAAAAAAGUAAAAACUGGAGACACCCUGGACCAAGCGUUUGAUCCUGAGUAUGCCAAAUGUGUUUUCAGAUUGCUUGGUUGUAUAUUACCCAAGAAACGUGACGCCCGGCAGAAAAAUAUCAACCAAGCAGUAAAGAAUUUACAGAAAGUUUUGAAAUCGGAAGUACAUCUGGAUGUGAAGAUCUGUGUGGUAGAAACAUUACUGGAACUUUGUGUCCUCAAUCCAACUGUUACCCUGAACAUCCUUCAGGACUGGUAUAACUCUCACAGAUCUCAAGUUCCUCUAUCUCUCCGACCAAAACUUGUCUGGACAAGGGAAAUCAUGCUGAAGAAAUACCCUUUACUCAAGUGCCAACCUUUUAGUUAAUUGAUUUGUUUCAUUUAGUGGCAAAACUCCUUCUUGUACAGAACCCAGAAAUUAUAUGUUUAUCAUCAUUAAUCAUUCAUUUAAACAGUAUGAAUAAAUGAAAGAUAAAUAGUUGAUACUAUUUGAAAAAGAAGGCAGUUUUAUAUAUAUCACAUUCCAAGGAGUUUAAUUGAUUGGAUCAGAUCUAGAGUUUAUAUUUAUGCAAUACUCCCGACCUUGUGGUUUUAUCUGGCUAGCUGAUGACCCUUGCCAAGGUCUAUAUAGACUUCUAUAGGGCCAUGAUUAAUGUCUGAGGAUAUAACAACAUAAAAAUAAUACAGUGUAAGAGAAGGAGUUGUUCAGUGUUGUAGAAUCCUCCAUCAGACAUUGUGUUCCCUUAACUUUACACACAACAGGGUAAUAUAUUCCUUUUGUCAUCAAACAUGGCACCUCCAUUUAUUUUUUUGUCAAGAAUAUGGUGAUAUGAUAUAGAGUGGCAUGCAUUUUACAGUAUCUUAGAGAUUACACGUUAACAUGGCUUUUAUCAUCUUCCAUCAUCUGUAAAUAGUGUUGUCAUGACACAUUGUAGGCGUUAACAAAUAGUCAUUUAAUCUAUAUAUAAAGUCAUAUAUACUGAUGUUUCUGACUUUGUAUUGGCUGUCAAAACAAAACACGAGAAGCAAUACAAAGUAUAUUAUGCUUCACAGAUACU
Molecule: messenger RNA, 5846 nt
Organism: Ylistrum balloti
Lineage: Eukaryota; Metazoa; Mollusca; Bivalvia; Pectinida; Pectinidae
Exons: 26
Source: RefSeq, a predicted model, not a curated record